UUUGAUUUGGUGCUGAAGGUGGAGUGUCCGACUACUGAAAAUGAAGCACAUCUCUGAGCCACAUCUCGCCAAAUUUCCAGGAGUAUAUACUGCUGCACCUGUGUAUAAUGCCCACAUGCACCCUUUGGCUCAUAUAUUGCGGGUAAAUCUGGCUCUGGUGCUAGCCAGUGCCUCCUGAGCCAUUGACCUCACCGCACAUCCCUACCUACUAGACCCAAACUUACUGUGGAAAUUCCCGGAGGAUUUCUCUGACCAGGACAUUCUUUGUAUGGUUCCAAAGUUCUGUUUUCCCUUUGCAAUUGAACGGGGGACUCAGUCUCAGAUGGGACAGCACUUUACCUUUGUUCUUACUGAUAUAGAGAGCAAGCAAAGGUUUGGAUUCUGCCGUCUGACAUCAGGGGGUAAAAUAUGCCUGUGUAUUCUCAGUUAUCUUCCCUGGUUUGAAGUUUACUACAAGCUAUUAAACACACUGGCUGAUUAUUUGGUCAAGGAACAGGAAAAUGACUUAAAUGAUAUAUUAAAGACCCUGUAUAAUCACCCAGUACCUGAAGCUCACACUCCUGUUAGUCUGAACCUGAACCCACUACAGUUUAUAACAAUGGAACCCGUUUUAAAAACUCAGCCCACUAUCGAGCUGCACUCGUUUUUCAUUACUCCUGACGUAACCGGACUGCCGACAAUCCCUGAAAGUAGAAAUCUUACGGAAUAUUUUGUAGCAGUAGAUGUACAGAACAUGCUUCAGAUAUAUGCCAGCAUGCUGCAUGAACGCAGAAUCCUCUUCACUUCAAGGAAGUUAAGCACGUUAACUGCCUGUGUUCAUGCAUCUGCAUCUCUGCUGUAUCCCAUGUAUUGGCAGCACAUUUACAUCCCUGUUCUUCCUCCACACCUACUGGACUACUGUUGCGCUCCUAUGCCUUAUCUCAUUGGAGUUCAUUUCAGCCUCAUAGAGAGGGUGAGGAGCCGCUAUCUGGAUGAUGUCGUUUUGCUCAAUGUGGAUACCAACUCAUUGGAAACUCCUUUUAAUGACUUAUCAGCACUACCCAGUGAUGUGGUUUCAACCCUGAAAAGCAAGCUGAAGAAGCAGUCCACAUCCACAGGGGAUGGAGUGUCCCGAGCCUUCCUCCGAGCGCAGGCUGCACUGUUUGGUUCCUACAGGGAUUCUCUCAGAUACAAACCCGGGGAACCAAUUACAUUUUCAGAAGAGAACUUUGUAGCCCACCGUUCCAGCACUAUGAAGCAUUUUUUAGAGACUGCUGUCAAUCUGCAGCUCUUCAAGCAGUUUAUAGAUGGUCGACUGGAGAAACUGAACUCAGGUUACGGGUUCUCCGAUAUGUUUGAGGAGGAAAUAACUUCAGGAAACUCCCGUGCCUACCAGCAGUGGGUGCACACAAUGAAGAAAGGGGGUGCACUAAUUAAUACUGCGGUGACCAAAGCUAGUCCAACUAUGAAGAAUGCUUAUAUGUAUGCAAAGAAUCAGGCCAAACAAGGUAUCAAGGAGGUGAAAAGCAAGCUGGCGCAUAAGGAAAUUGAGAAUGAACAUUCUUGGGCUAAUUUGGAGUCCAAGAACUCCAAUACCUUCCCAUUAAACAACACAAAACGGCCUAGCCAUGAGAGGCGGAAACUCUCACAGACACGGAUGAAUAGACAGACGCUCAGCAAAGGAAACCACAACUCUGGACUGGAGGAUACUGAUGCAGGAGACAAUGCCAGCAAAUUGUCCUCUGAGGACAGUGAAGAAGCCUCUGGAUAUUUAGAUGACAGUGAUGCCUCAUAUGAUAAUGUGAGCCUGUCCUCCCGUCCAGGGGGAGAGAUGGAUCUCCUGGGAGAGAUCCUAGACUCACUUAGUACCCAUAGUUCGGAUCCUGGUGGGGGCCGUCUCACAGCUGCUAAGAGUCUGGACUUUUUUCGUUCCGUAGAGGACUUGGACUACAAAGUUAUGAAAAAGCCAAAUACUCCCAGCGAGAACAACCUUAGUUUGUUGUGUGUGGAUCCCGGUAAAAACUGGAAUGUCGGUCAGGAUGACAGUGUCCUUUACAGGAAACAUCUCUCCCCCUCACCAAGCAAGAAAAGCAGGGAGGAGGUACCUUAUAAAGACUUUGAUCGCCCCCGUUCUGAAUUUCCCACAACCAUUAUCGAUGUGCCAGCACCUGGAACGGCUGGACGCCCCACCUCUCUUUUCUGUCAGCGGGAUGUUGGAGCAGGAUUGGAUGUGGGAUCCUCUUCUCAUGCGCUUCUACUGAAGUGUCCAACGACGCAAGUUCCAUGGGAGAAGGAGGAGAUUGUGGUGCAAGGUGCACAAAGCAAAGAGAAUCCCCCUUGACCAUCUUCUCACUCAUCUGCCCUUUUUUGCUUGCUUUAUAACUCCAGGCUUAGACAUUCCAAAAGCUGACCGGAGCGAGACCUUGGAAAAGUCAUUUAUGUUAGCAUAACUACUGUAUCACAAAGUGUCCUGGGUUUUCAUGCACCGCAUCCAGCAGAAUCUACUGAACUAUCUGUGUCAAAUCAUUUCAUACCAAGGUGCUUUUACCUGUUGUUUACUCUUAAAAAUAUUCUGUUUUUAAUUUUAAAAUCUAUUAAAGCUGUGCAAUCAUCUAAUAAAAGGUGGUGGUGCAGAUCCACUGUU
Pseudophryne corroboree (corroboree frog) is the source of this 2623-nucleotide messenger RNA. It is a transcript of the gene DENND1B, whose product is annotated as DENN domain containing 1B. Gene Ontology annotation, biological process: endocytic recycling; endocytosis. The record is from RefSeq and is a predicted model, not a curated record. Gene Ontology annotation, cellular component: nuclear speck; cytosol; intracellular membrane-bounded organelle. Lineage: Eukaryota; Metazoa; Chordata; Amphibia; Anura; Myobatrachidae. Gene Ontology annotation, molecular function: phosphatidylinositol phosphate binding; guanyl-nucleotide exchange factor activity. The transcript has 23 exons. The coding region runs from base 269 to 2320 and encodes 683 amino acids.